Messenger RNA from Phaedon cochleariae (mustard beetle), 708 nucleotides. The record is from the annotation of a GenBank genome assembly. Lineage: Eukaryota; Metazoa; Arthropoda; Insecta; Coleoptera; Chrysomelidae.
AUGUCGUCUGAUUUAGGAUAUGAAUCUGAUGAUGAUUUUGAUGCAGAAAUUAUUGCAUGGGCAAAUUGGGUGUUGAGGGAGUUCCCCCCUCAACUUGGGCAUCAGCCUCCAGUUGUAGAUAAUGAAAAUGGUGCGGAGGGGCUGCUCAUCGCUAAGCAACAGAACAUGGAAAUCAAUGAUGAUGCUAAUAAUAAGCCUAUAGUGAUGUUAGUUCUGAAAUUGAUUCUGUUAGGUGUUUAUGAAUUCAACAUAUUUUCAGUAGCGAUGAUGGAGGUAGAUGAUGAGCCUAUUGAAAUAAACGUUGAUGCUCUAGCCCCUAUAAGGGAUGGGAAAGUAAUUUUCAAUUAUAUUCCCGAGGCCGGGAUCAUUUAUGAUACUAGUCUCAGUCAAAUGGACUCAAGUACAUGGAACAUUGAUAUGCAAGAACUCGAAUAUAACCCUUCUAAGAAAGAUUUGACUGAUGCUAAGAUCCACCAUUUGUUAGCAGAAGAACUAGUGAAGCCGUAUAGAAGGCAUCGAAAAUUGAGUUACAGCCGCCAUGCUGUGAAUGACCGUGAUCUUUCCUCGCAAGUCAAUUACAGAAUGCAUUUCAAUAUGAGGAGACUAGUGGCCGAUAAGAAACACCAUCACAAGAGGCAUAGCAAAAAAUUGAAUAAGGGUCAACAUAAUGAAUAUGCUGAAAAACCGAUCGAGCAGAAAGCGGUGUAA